Messenger RNA from Macrobrachium nipponense, 918 nucleotides. RefSeq lists its product as uncharacterized. The coding region runs from base 1 to 918 and encodes 305 amino acids. The transcript has a single exon. Lineage: Eukaryota; Metazoa; Arthropoda; Malacostraca; Decapoda; Palaemonidae. The record is from RefSeq and is a predicted model, not a curated record.
AUGUCCGGAUACCGCAUCCCCUCCGCCCGCAGUGUACAUGUCCCGUCGCAGCAGUCUCCCCGUUCCGCCCCCGUGUACAUGUCCCGGGCCGCAUCUCCUCCGCCUGUGUGUACAUGUCCGGCCGCGCAUCCCCUCCGCCAGCGUGUACAUGUCCCGGGCCUGCAUCCCCCCCCUCCGCCAGCGUGUACAAUGUCCGGCCGCAUCCCCUCCGCCCGCGUGUACAUGUCCGGCCAGCAUCCCCUCCGCCCCCGCGUGUACAUGUCCGCCGCAUCCCCUCCGCCCGCGUGUACUGUCCGGCAGCAUCCCCUCCGCCCUCCGUGUACAUGUCCGGCAGCAUCCCCCUCCACUCCCCGCUGUACCAUGUCCGGCAGCAUCCCUCCUCCGCCCGCCGAGUUGUACAUGUCCUGCAGCAUCCCCUCCGCCCGCGUGUACAUGUCCGGCAGCAUCCCCUCCACCAGCGUGUACAUGUCCGGCAGAAUCCCCUCCGCCCGUGUGUACAUGUCCGGCCACAUCCCCUCCGCCCGCGUGUACAUGUCCGGCCGCAUCCCUCCGCCCACGUGUACAUGUCCGGCAGCAUCCCCUCCACCCGCGUGUACAUGUCCGGCAGAAUCCCCUCCGCCCGCGUGUACAUGUCCGGCCAGAAUCACCGCCGCGUGUACAUUGUGGCAGCAUCCCCUCCGCCCGCGUGACAUGUCCGGGUCGCACCCCUUCCGCCCGCGUGUACAGGUCGCCAGAAUCCCCUCCGCCCCGUGUACAUGUCCGCCCGGCCGAUCCCCCUCGCCCGCGUGUACAUGUCCCUGGCGCAUCCCCUCCGCCCGCGUGUACAUGUCCGGCAGCAUCCCCCUCCGCGUGUACAUGUCGGCAGCUCCCCUCCGCCCCGGUGUACAUGUCCGGCAGCAUCCCCUCCGCCGCGUGUAA